Molecule: messenger RNA, 5882 nt
Organism: Nothobranchius furzeri (turquoise killifish)
Lineage: Eukaryota; Metazoa; Chordata; Actinopteri; Cyprinodontiformes; Nothobranchiidae
Source: RefSeq, a predicted model, not a curated record
UUGUUCCAACAGACGCCAACCAUCAGGACCUCGCUUUGCUAAAUAGGGACCUCCAUUGAACUCUGUGGGAGCGCUUGCGUACCCUAUUAGAACCCAACUUCCUGUCAAAUAGUGCUCCGCUUGCAGUUAAUGCAUUUGCAACUGUGGAGUUGGAAACUUUUUUGCGCUAAUAUUUUCAUGAUGUUUUCCCGCAGUUAUUUUGUUUUUUAUUCGUCUCCACAGUAGAAGGCGACAGUGCUCUCGUCUAGUGGAGAGGUAGCACGAUGAAUAAAUUGACCAAGCAGUGCAGCAUGUUAAGCUAACACCUUGUAGCUGUCGCUUGUCUGUUGUUCGCCGACACAACCAGACCGAGCUGGAGUCUGAGCAGUUUGACAAACUCGUUUCUGUAAGCGGACUUUGAGGCAAGACAGAAAAGAUGCAUCCCAACAGAACUCUGAGAUGGAAUACUCCUGGGACUCUUCCAACGAGGAAGAAGACCCCGACUAUGGCACCUCACCUCCUUGCACCUCGCGUCAGAAGAAGCGCAUGUUUCCCAAGCAUCCAAAACAUGUUAACCCCUCCAUACAGAAAAAAAGUCCCAAGCCAGCAGAUAUCCCAGAGGAGCACAGGCACAAGAUAGACGAGAAACAGAGGGCCACGCUACGUUCGACAGCAAGAGACCAGAAGAAGAAAUUUGAAGGUGCUUUCAUGCUAGAUCCUAAGUCAAGUCACUUUGGGUCCAUUAACAUGGAUCCCAGGAAGCAUUACUUAAGCUUGGGCUGCAGCAGCGUCAAGCUGCCCGUGUCUAUGCCUCAUCUAGCCCGGACCCACCGGCAAACCUCCAGAACGGACUGUCCCGCUGACCGCCUCAAGUUCUUUGAAACUCUUCGGCUGUUACUUAAGCUCACGUCUAUGUCCUCUAAGAGGAAGGAGAAGGAGCAGAGAGGCUUGGAGAACAUGGGGUACAAUGGUCACAACAACGAGGUCAUCUGGUUGGAGCUGCAGGCGUGGCACGCACGGCGUUCCACCCCCGAUCAGGACCUUUUUCUUUUCACUGCCCGCCAAGCUAUCCCUGACAUCAUCAAUGAAGUGCUGCAGUUUAAGGUCAACUAUGACAACCUGAAAGGAGCUCAGGGUUCAGAGGCUCAAACAAUCAAGGAGGACUGUCAGAGUGUCCCCGAUAUUCUCUCUGGAGAGGAGAGGGAAGGCUUUGUAGCAGAGACCAAUCACUGUGGAGGAGAUUCCUGGGGCUUUAGUGCGUGUCCCUCAUCAGCAUUAAAUGCAGCAGAGCCGCUAGGUUCUGGCGUAGAUUGCAAGGAACACCUUCAACGCCAACGACUUGCCUUUGAGCAGGUCAAGCGUGUUAUGGAACUUUUAGAAUCGGUUGAAGCUUUGUACCCCUCUUUGACGGCCCUACGAAGGGACUAUGAAAAAUAUGCAGCUCGAGACUUCCAAGGCAGGGUGCAGGCACUCUGUCUGUGGCUCAACAUUACCCAGGACCUCAAUCAGAAGCUGCGCGUCAUGGCCACUGUGCUGGGCCUCCACGAUUUAUCCCGCAUCGGGUGGCCUGUCUUUGAGAUCCCGUCACCUCGCUGCUCUCGUGGGAAUGAAGAAGAAAAUGACGAAGACGAGAAUGACUCGACAGCCACUUUUACAGCUGAAAGUGAUGAGGAGGACAGAGAUGGUGAGGAAGAGGGGGAUGACGAGCAUGGUGCAGAGGAAGAGUUGUCCCCAACACUAACUCCUAAAUUUGCCCGAAUGCUGUCAGAGGAGGAGUUUCUCCCUGCUGCUACUUCUGGAGGUUCAGAAGUGACCGCAGGAGGAGAAGCUUUCUGCCCUACAGCCAUUUACAGACCGUUUGUUGACAAAGCUUUGAAGCAGAUGGGACUGCAUAAACUGAUUGUGAGACUGCACAAACUCAUGGACCGCUCUCUUCAGAGGGCAAGAGCAGCGCUGCUUCGACACACCCCUGCAGUGGAGUUUGCUGACUUCCCAGACCCCAUGAUGGACAGCGAAUACCUGCCUGAGCUGUCACGCCACUUGUCCUGCAGUGGUCCUACUGAUCCAGAAACAGAAGCUGACCAAGUGUCCUGGGAGGAUCUGCUGGGUAUGGAUCUCCCAUCCUUCCAGCCGGCUUUUCUCGUGCUUUGCCGAGUCCUCCUCAAUGUUAUUCACGAAUGCCUUAAACUAAGACUUGAACAGAGGCCGGCUGGAGACCCAUCGCUGCUCAGCAUUAAGCAGCUGGUUCGUGAAUGUAAAGAAGUUCUUAAAGGAGGCCUUCUGAUGAAGCAGUAUUAUCAGUUUAUGCUGCGUGGGCUGGUGACCGAUGCUCAAGGCUGGCAGACGAAUGCGAAUAUUGAUGAGUUUGAGGAGGAUCUUCACAAGAUGCUGGUGGUUUACUUUGAAUAUAUGCGCAGUUGGAUCAGAAUGUUGCAGCAGCUGCCUCAGGCCUCUCACAGUCUAAAGAACCUGUUGGAGGAGGAAUGGCACUUCACUAAAGUCAUCACUCCUUACAUUCGUGGAGGCGAGGCCCAGUCCGGGGAGCUUUUCUGUAACAUUGCCGGGAUGCUGCUCGAAUCCACUGGAGAGUUUCUUGAUGCCGGUCUGCUGAAAAGUGGCAAUAAAUUCUGGGAAAGUGCAGAUGAUAGCACAGCUUUGGACGAGAUCAGGCGGUCGGUAAUUGAAACUAGCCGCUCACUGAAGGAGCUGUUCUAUGAGGCCCGGGAGCGAGCAUCCAAGGCUCUGGGCUUUGCCAAGAUGCUUCGCAAGGAUUUGGAAGUUGCUGCAGUUUUCAGCAUCACCAGCGGGGUGACUUGUCUCUUAGAGGCACUGAAAAAGGGGAAUUAUGUCAAGGUUCAGAUACCAGGCUUGGAAGAACUGCAGGUUUUCGUCCCCUGUGGCUUGAUGGACCAGCGGCCUCUCAUCCUGCAGCUCCUGAAUGCCGCCGCUGGCAAAGACUGCUCCAAAGAGCCCGAUGAAAUAGCCGAGUAUGAAGCCUACCUGCUCAUGAGCAAACACGGAGCUGGGGAUUCCACCACAGGUUCUGAUUGGGCCCAGUGGGAUGGAAAGCUCCUCAAACUGGUCCCGCAGAUGGAAACGGUCGACACUUUAAGGGCCAUGAAGGUGGAGAAUUUGCUCUUGAUCGUGAUGCAGUCGGCUCACCUGGUGUCCCAGCGAAAGGCUUUUCAGCAGUCCAUGGAGGAUGUGCUCACUCUGAGCCGGGAGCAAACAUCUAGUCAGCCUCUCAUCGCUAGCGCCCUGGAAGAUCUCAAGAACAAAGCCCUCCAACUAUGCCUGAAGAUAGAUCAAGCCAUCGACCAGGUGGAGUUCAUGUUCACCUCCGAGUUUGAGGCGGAGAUGGAGGAAUCGGAGUCGGCCACUCUGAAUCAGUACUACAGAGAAGCCAUGAUUCAGGGAUACAACUUUGCCUUUGAGUACCACAAGGAGGUGGUCCGCCUGAUGUCAGGGGAGUUCAGACAGAGGAUCGGGGAACGCUACAUAGCUUUUGCACGCAAAUGGAUGACAUAUGUUCUAACCAAAUGUGAGAGUGGUAGAGGCACCAAGCCCAGGUGGGCAACUCAGGGAUUUGACUUCCUUCAGGCCAUCGAACCCGCCUUUAUAUCUGCAUUACCAGAAGAAGACUUCCUGAGCUUGCAGGCCUUGAUGAAUGAAUGUAUCGGACACGUGAUCGGUAAACCUCACAGCCCAGUUACUGGCCUCUACAUCGCUCCCAGGAAUAGUCCUCGUCCCGUGAAGGUCCCUGCUCCUGUCCGCUGUCACAGCGACCCACCAAAUCCUAAUUUAUUUAUCCCAAAUGCUGAAGGCUUCAGCUCUCGAAGUCUUCCCUGCGACCUCCGGAACCAGCAGUUCCCCAACGGGCCUCGCCCCGCCCCUCAGGGCCCGGGGGAGCACAGCCACAUGAAAGCAGCCAGCAGCAGCCCCAAUGACAUCAGGGGAUCAAAUUUCCACGAGAAUGAUCGUCUGUCUUCAGUUGCGGCAGAAUUGCAUUUUAAAUCCCUGAGCCGCCACUCCAGCCCCACUGAGGAAAGAGAAGAGCCAUCGUAUCCAAAGGGAGAUCCCAACGGUGCUGCACGCAGAAGCUGGGAGCUCCGUACCUUCAUCAGCCAGUCCAAAGACAUGGCUGCACGACAAAGCCCGAUGGAGACCGUCCGCCGCUCUAUACGCAAGUUUGAAGACAAACGAUAUGCCGUGAUGAAACAGCGCAACAUCAUCGGCCAAGUUUGUCACACACCCAAGUCGUACGACAAUGUCAUGCACGUUGGUCUCAGGAAGGUGACCUUCAAGUGGCAGAGGGGCAACAAGAUCGGCGAGGGCCAGUACGGGAAGGUGUACACCUGCAUCAACGUUGACACGGGAGAGCUGAUGGCGAUGAAGGAGAUCCGAUUCCAGCCGAACGAUCACAAAACCAUCAAGGAGACUGCAGAUGAGCUGAAAAUAUUCGAAGGCAUCAAACACCCAAACCUGGUGCGUUACUUCGGAGUAGAGCUCCAUCGGGAGGAGAUGUACAUCUUCAUGGAGUACUGCGACGAGGGGACCCUGGAGGAGGUGUCCAGACUGGGGCUCCAGGAACACGUUAUCAGGCUCUACAGUAAACAGAUCACUAUAGCCAUCAACGUUCUGCACGAACACGGCAUCGUUCAUCGGGAUAUCAAAGGAGCAAAUAUCUUCCUGACAUCAUCUGGUCUGAUCAAACUGGGUGACUUCGGCUGCUCGGUCAAGUUGAGGAACAACACUCACACCAUGCCGGGGGAGGUGAACAGCACGCUGGGAACAGCAGCAUACAUGGCACCUGAAGUCAUCACAAGAGCGAAGGGGGAAGGUCACGGACGAGCAGCAGACAUCUGGAGUUUAGGCUGCGUCCUUAUUGAGAUGGUGACUGGAAAGAGGCCCUGGCACGAGUACGAGCACAACUUUCAGAUCAUGUACAAAGUGGGCAUGGGCCACAAACCCCCCAUCCCCGAGAAGCUCAGCACAGAGGGGAAGGACUUCCUUGGCCACUGCCUCGAGAGCGAACCCAAACGGCGCUGGACGGCCAGCAUGCUCCUCGAUCACACGUUUGUCAAGGUUUGCACAGAUGAAGAGUGAACGACGGCUCCUCUUUGGCUUUUUCGUUUACAAACCGAAGCACUACUGUACACGCUGUUGGCAAAAGGACAAAUAAACUGCAGACAGGAAGAAGGAUGGAGAUCUGGCUGAAGGCACAUGGAUUUAAGCUGAGGAACUAUUACAAAAUCAUUUCAGAAGACCUCUAGAUCUAUGAACCAUAAAAUUUGAUGUGUCUUUAUGUAUUCAUGGUUAGGGGUGGGACUGUACAUACUGUAAAAAUAGGAUUGGCCUUAAUUCUUGUAUAAAAAAAUAUUGUAAAGUUAAAGCAGUUAUUGCCACAUUUGUUUGUUCUCACUGGCGAAGACUUCUGAAAAGGCGUUGUUUGUAUUUUCAGAAUGAGACGGGGGAGGGAGAGUAUCUUUAGCACUUUUAAACCGUUUACCCAGGAGAGUUAAAGAGAAGAGGGAAUCUGGACUCGGUCGACGUUUGAGGCCGAGACGGGUGUGGUUAGCCUCAGUGAAUGGAAGAAAACAAAGUUCACAAAUACCCUCCAAUUAUUUAAAUAUUUUUGAUCACUUGUCGCUCAGCAAGUUUUCGGACAAAUGAUUUAUUUUUUAUUAUUUUUUUGCAAUCGCUGAGGAGAAAAUAUCAGUUUGGAGCAAUUUACAAGUCUGCUGGUUACUGGUGAAGAGAGAGAAAGAGAAUCAGGGCCUGCUCCCCCUCCCUGCUUCUGAACACUUCUACCCACACACACACACACCAACUAUCUGGCCCUCUGCUGCUCCUACAGUGUUUGCUUUGUAUAAAUGAUAUUAAUAAACAAUUUUUUUUAAUAA